AUGGGGAAAAACAGAGAAGACAUUUACACGGAUAAUGAAUGGAAAACCAGACAUGAGACACAAGUAGAAUUGAAAAAACAAAUGGAAAGGCAAAUUAAUAUUCUUCGAGAUAAGGUGGAGCUUAUUCGUGGAAAUACAGCAGAUAAACUGUCCAUUGUUUGCCCCUUUGAUAAAAUGCCUGUGGGUUCCUUGAAGAGGGUUCUUAAACAGCUGGAAGAAGAGAAUCUCCAGAAUCAGCUAAAAGACUAUGAACUUAGACUGGAACAAGAAGCAAAGGCUUACCACGAAGCUAAUGAUGAGCACCGCAUGUACCUCUCAGAGAUCUUACAGGUCUCAGCUAAACUUAAAAUUAUUGAAAGGCAACAAAAAGAUGCUGUGACUGACAAAGGAGAAAAACUGAUACUGAGAGGAAGACACAGUGUUCCAGGAAACCCAAAGAUGGUUUAUCCAAAAUGAUCAAUUAAAAUUACUGUAGGAGUGAACCAUCUUCCACAACUAAAGCAUUGAAUUAAUAUUAAUGUCAAGAAGUUCCAGUCACUUUUAAAAAAACUUAAUUUGACUGAAAGUUUCUAAAUUGAAAAUGAAAGUAUUUGUGUCUUAUUGCAAUGCCAGACACAGAUUGGAAUGUCUUCUUGGCUGCCUUAGUGUAAGUGUUCCUCUGCCUAAUGGAAUUUCUCUUCUAGUUGCCAUCUUUGUACUGGUGAUCUCUGACCCUUUCCAUUCUGCUUCAUAUCAGUGAUUCUGAGUGUGAGGGUGUUGGAAGUCUUAGAGAAUAUUUAAUGUCUUUAUACACUGUGUAGAUCCUUGAACUAUACAGACACGGAAAACAAACAACCCUCUAGCAUGUUUGACCUCUCAACCAAGAAGAAAAAGGCAGGCUGAUGCAACCUGAAGUAUUGUCUAAAUAUAACUUUUUUAAAAGCUCGAUUUCCACAGAUCCUGUGUUGACUACCACUUUCUGUCUGCAUGGUUUGGAAGCAAAGCACCAUUUCCAACUGCUUUAAUCACUAGUAAUGGAUAGAAAUGACAAAAAAUUGAGCACUUUUUAUUAAGGACUACCUUGUGUUCAUCAAGUGUUGUUUCUUUUAAACACUAUAUAUGAAAAAACACAUAUCCUGAUAUUAGUAUGUUGCUCUUUGAAAUUUGAACUCUCAGAUGAGCCCUUGUUUCCACACUCUCAGGGUCAUAAAAAUCUCUGUCCUCUUCAGUGGCAUUGAUCCUUGUAUUUUUAGGGUCCACAGUAGUGCCAGUUCUAAAAGUCAUCUCUUCAGUGAAAGUAGAACUCCUUUGUCUUUUUGUUCUUAAGUAUGCAAUUAUUGAUGAGGUUUUAUUACCUACAUUUUAGUUAUUAAAUAUGGCAAAAUUUUUUCAAGUGGCAAUGGGAAAAUGUUUUGGUAAUGAAGCCUCAGUCCUCUGGGUUACAUCUUAAAAGCUCUUGGCAGAGCAAAUGUGGUUGCUUGACUGCUCUUUAUUAUUUUAAGAGCAUUCCUAACUCUUUGCAAUAAAGUUUUUUUGCCUCUUUUAAGAGCAGUACUAAUAGUUCCUUAUUACUGGCAGCAUUAAAGUGACACUGUCAUUAAAUUCACAGUAAAAGAGAAACUAAUAGUGUAAUUCUAAAAUGCAGAGAAGAAAGACCUGAAGCAUGGUACAGCAUAUUCAGUAUGGAAGUCCCAUUUUUUUCUCCCACAUAGUGUGAAAUUCAUUACAGAUACUUGUCAUGUUACCAUGAUGUACGUGCUAUAAUUCUUUCAUAAGCAGGGUGGUCUGCCUGGCUGGUUUUUUCCUCACAGCAUAGCACAGCUGGUUAGGUUAGCACUCUUCUGUUUGUGUUUUUCACAUGAAAAAUUUCCAAAUGUUCCUUGAGCUGCCGUUUGUCAUUGUGGUGAAGGAGAGGGGAAAAAUCUCCAUAAUGGUUCUAUUGGCAUCAAAUACAAGGGACAUCUGCAGCAUAAAGAAGAUCCAGUUCUUGGAUUAAUGCAGCAAACAUUUCCUACUGCUGUCUUAAUCAAAUGUUAGUGCACUCAAGUCUGGUCUGUGUAGCACCUCAGAGUAACUGGAAACACUGCGCAAAUAUGACAGAGUAUUUUUUUGCAACAGGAGACUUGGAUGCUUUCCUCAAGGGUAGUCCUCACUGAGGACUUAAAAAGAGAUGUUUUUGAAGCCUUUAAAGAGAUAUUUAUUGGUACAGGAAUGACCUGGGAGAAGAGCAGACUAUGUCUUAUUUAGUCCCUGUUUCACCUUGCCAGGAACAAUUUGAUUUGAUUCAGGAUUUGAAAUGCAGUAGUAUGAUAACUAAUUGCUAAAACAUGUGGCAUUUGACCAUUCUAAUUGUAUGUCCAGCUGUAAUCUCUUUUGUGAAAAAUGGUUAUAGUUCUGUACUCAUACUCUUUGAAUUGCUUAGCAUUUCAUUUCCUUCCUGGUUUUCUGAAAAUAAGGACGAACCUGAUAAUGAAAUUUGACUACUCCAAUUUCUUUGCAACAACAAAAAGAGAGUUUUUGGUUUUAAAAGUGUAGUGUCUCUUUGGAUCUAAAUAGCUUCUAGCUUUCACAAAAGAAGUAGGAAUUUUUUGUUUGAUUUGCUGGGUUUGGGUGAAUGAGUGUUUUGAAAUUCCUGGACUUACCUUGUUUGGGCUUUUCUUACUCUUUUGUUGUCCUGUGAAAUGCAGUUUUUUUACAUUUUCAGCAAUGAACAGUUAGAUAUUACCUAAUAUUAUUAGGCUUUAUAUAAUAACUUCUAUAUGAAUAUUUCAGUACAUUUAGGAUUAAUUAAUCCUUCAAAGCAUAGUAUGCAGUAUUAUUUUAGGCCUAGAAGACAGAAUCAAGAGCUAGGUUUAUUUAAAGUGAUAUGGGAGUGUAGUGAUGUCUGGUUUUCCCCUGAUUCCACAACAGAGUGAUCUUUUGUAAUUCUGACAACCAUUUUAAGAUAAAGUCUGCCUCCUCUUAAGUCUUUGUGCAUCAUACAUGGCACUGAAGGAAUCUGAAAGCAAAAAUGGGAAACUGAAUUGCUGACAGUUGUGGUUUGUGAUUGAAUGGAGCUAAACAUCAGAAGAAGACAGGAUCAGAGGUGAAGGUUUGAGUCUGGCCAAACUUCUUCCUUCAGUGUACUUGGGAUUCCAGAUAUACUGAUUGUAGUGUGUAAGUAGCUUUAAUUCACAGACUGGGAAAUUUGAUAACCUAACAUGGCAUUUGAGACUAUGCUUCCUUUACAUAGUUAUUCAUGUAAUUCCACUAAUUUUAGAUGAGUCAUGAUUUUGAGGCAACUAAGGCAUUCUAAGUAUUUAACCACAGUGUUUCUGGAAAAUAUAAAUUUAGAAUCUCAAAUGCUGGUAAGCACACACUCCUUAUUUAAAAAAAAAAAACAAACCUUUUAUUUUUUUCUUUUAAAGUUUCAGGAUUAUAGAUGGUAUUGAGUCAUGAUAUUUGUUUUUAAUUAAUCAGUG
Parus major (Great Tit) is the source of this 3440-nucleotide messenger RNA. Its product is annotated as coiled-coil domain-containing protein 169-like. The record is from RefSeq and is a predicted model, not a curated record. NCBI's taxonomy places the organism in Eukaryota, Metazoa, Chordata, Aves, Passeriformes, Paridae.